UCUCACCUGUGUUUGAUGACCCCUGUCUAUUUAGUUUCUGUGUUUCUUCCCUCCUGUGUCAGUUCAUUGCAUGUUGUAUGUGUUUUUAAUGGAACUCGUGGAGGCCAGAGAAGAAGGACUGGAGGCCACGGGGCCCGUCGUCCUCUCCUUCCUCCACUGCCCAGCACCCCAGAGUCUCUGCCUCAGCCCAGGCAUCAACUCCGGCCUCAGCUUCCCUGUGUUUCUGUCCCUGUACCAGUUCCGGCAGAGCGCCGUCUGACUCCUGUGUCUCUGUGGGAGGUUCUGCCCACUCCUGUUUCCUGGUUGGAGGUCCUGCCCACUCUCGUGUCUCCGUGGGAGGCCCCGCCCACUCCCGUGUCUCUGUGGGAGGUCCUGCCAACUCCUGUUUCGUCGUCAGAGGCCCUGCUGACUCCUGUGCCCUCGUCGAAGGCCCUGCUGACUCUGUGUUUCCGUGGGAGGUCUGGCCUCUCACUGGUCCCGUGGGUUCAUCUAGUCGGCCUUCCGGCCGCCCACCCAAACUGCUCCCUGGGUUUGGUCGGCCUCCUGGCCGUCCGCCUGAACUUUCCAGGCUAUGUGCCCUGCCUCCAGGCCGUCCACCUGAAGGUCCGGAGUUGUUAUCUUUUUUUAUUAUCUAUUGUUGUUAUCUUUAUGGUUUGUGUGUAAUGUUGUCUGUUAGUCUGUCCUUACUGUGCUGUUCUUUCUGUUUUUAACUAUUGUACAGCGCUUAUAAAUAACAUUUAUUAUUAUGUGUGUAAAUAAUGCUGUUAUGAGAUAUGAAACACAACCAGUAGUCAAUGUACAAGCUGCCAAUUGAAUGGUAAAUCUAAGCUACUCUAUAAAUGGGUUCAUUUAUUUAUG
Messenger RNA from Labrus bergylta (ballan wrasse), 858 nucleotides. Lineage: Eukaryota; Metazoa; Chordata; Actinopteri; Labriformes; Labridae. The record is from RefSeq and is a predicted model, not a curated record.